Plasmodium malariae is the source of this 588-nucleotide messenger RNA. Its product is annotated as Plasmodium exported protein, unknown function. Bases 1 to 588 code for a protein of 195 amino acids. The transcript has 2 exons. NCBI's taxonomy places the organism in Eukaryota, Apicomplexa, Aconoidasida, Haemosporida, Plasmodiidae. The record is from RefSeq and is a predicted model, not a curated record.
AUGGAAACACAAAAGUACAGGCAGCUAGGAGGCAAAAAGAACAUGCUCUAUUAUCUUAUUAAAAUUUCAGUCUUUACCAUAAUAAUUUUAAUACUGCAAGGCCUUACUGAUAAUCACAAUGUUAAAAUAUAUGGGAAUAGUGAAAUGAACGAAGGAAAACCAUUAUACCAAAGAAAUAAGAGAAUAUUAAGUAAACUUAAAGAAGACUACGAAUUGGAACAUAAUAGAAAGUGUGAAACUUUAUUACGCACUAAAGAAGGUGAAAGUAAAUGCGAGAAUAAGACAAACAAUGGUAUUAUAUUAGCUGCUGAACACGUAAAUACAUCUACUGAAAAAAAAGAGUUAGAAGGAAUGAAACUCAAUAAUGGUAAAACAAAAAAUGUUAAUCCCUCUAAAACUGAAAUUAACAACUCAAAAAAAAAUAAAGAUUCUAUUACACCUUCUUUCUUUGUGAAAUUAAUUUUUGAUGAACCAGAAAAGGCAAUUGGAAUAACAAUGCUUUAUGUAGGGGCAUUUUUAAAAUAUGUUUAUCAAUUCAUUACAAAAAGUAAUACAUCUACAAAUAAGAAUAAAAGUGGUUUAAAUUGA